CACGCACAUCCACACACGGUCACGGAUUCGAAAUGCUCGCGGGCGAGUGCUUUCCUUCUCCGAGCUUCGUUGACAACGCUAGAGAAAUGUCUCGCGCUGCUUCUGCUUGUAGAGCUUGCCGCGGUGCUAAGGAUUCGCGUCCAUGGAAGACGGAGGCGUCGCAGAGACCGGGAGGCUGGGUUCGCAGGUCGUGCAACAGGUGAGUGCGGGACUCGGCACGGAAGGAAAUGGCGAUGCCGAUGGAGGGAAAUCGCGAUCCGAAGCGGGUGUGGGGGAAUCGGGUGUCAAUGUCGCCGCGUUCAAGAAGAAGAGAGGGAGGCCGAAGAAGUACGAAGUCCAGGGCGGAGUUAUGUGGUCGUCGUCAUCGUGUCGGAGAUUCGCGCCGGAGGCCUCAGUGAAGCGCCGCAGAGGGAGGCCCCGAGGUUCCGCCAGUGGAUCUCCCCAUUUCGCUUCCAUUGGUGGACGUCCAACGGGGGCACUUGAAGGAAGCUUUAGCCCUGAGACGGUGACCCUUCAUAGAGGGGAGGAAAUUCUUGCCAAGUUAUCAUCUUUGAUUGGACCAGACUCUCAUUCGCUCUCCAUACUAUCGGCAACUGGUGCUGUCUCCAGUGUCGUCCUACGCCAACCUGGGCCUUCUGGUGGUAUUUUGAGUUAUGAGGGGUAUUUUCAAAUUUUGGCCCUGAAUGGCUCAUUUACAAUUCGGGAAGGUAGAAUUUGCACGCACCCUGAACUUAGCUUGGUGAAUGUCAUGCUUGCUAUGCCUGACGGGAGGGUUUUUGGCGGUGGAGUUGCUGGUCCAUUGAUAGCUGCGGGCCCGACUCAACUUGUAGCGGGCAACUUUAAGCAUAAUCCAAUUCAUGAAGUGAGACAGCCUGAGCAUAUUGCAAGAGUGCCAGAAGUUGGUGACCAUUCUGGCAUUCCUAACUCUGUGCUACUGGAGCCAACUGACAAGGAAGCAAAGACUACUAUCACUACUGGAAGCAAUGAUGUGAACCCUGCUUCUCCGCACAUUGAUGAGCAUAAUCCCUUGGAACCGGUGGAGCCAGGGUUAGACCGGAACAUUUAUGCAGACACCAAAGCUAACUAAUGUCCCUGAGCUGUGAAAAUAUUUUUCUCUCAGUGUGUGUGUGCAUGUAAUGUGCUGAAGAUAGCAAGUACAAGGUAAAUAGAUUGUUUCUGUUAUGACUGUUAUGUGCUAGGUCUUAGAGGAACCUAGUGGGACUAUAAGGAAGUUUGAUUCAUUUGCCAUAAUGGCAAGUUGAAACUGGCGGUGCAUCCCUUCCCACAUGGGGGAUCACCAUAAAAUGUUGUUGUCAUUUAAAGUUUCUCCCGUUCUUGUUAUCUUUUAGAUACUUUCGUUAUUGUCUUUAAAACUUUGCCGUUCGUGUUAUCUAUUGGAUACUUUCCUUAUU
Messenger RNA from Rhodamnia argentea, 1412 nucleotides. Its product is annotated as AT-hook motif nuclear-localized protein 10-like. Gene Ontology annotation, molecular function: minor groove of adenine-thymine-rich DNA binding. The record is from RefSeq and is a predicted model, not a curated record. NCBI's taxonomy places the organism in Eukaryota, Viridiplantae, Streptophyta, Magnoliopsida, Myrtales, Myrtaceae. The transcript is spliced from 5 exons. Bases 143 to 1087 code for a protein of 314 amino acids.